AAUUUUCUGCGCUUAAAAAUCAAGACUUUAAAGUCUAUACAUUCAAAUGGUUCAUGAAGUUCCAGGCAAGAUAUAUGAAUUCUCUGUAUGUACUGGAAACGUUCUUGAACUCUUAAGAAUAAAAAGCAAAAUUUUAAGAGUUUCCAGACAGAGAACAAAUUACCCCCCUAUUAAGGAGUAUCAGACCAGCAGCAGAUUUCUCAUCCAUGACACUGGAAGCCGGAGAUUGUGGAGUGACUUCUGUAGACCAUGGAGACAAAAAGCCAGCAGCCUGAAAAUCACAUACAUAGACAAAAAGCAUCCAAACAUAAAGUUAAUCAGAAAUACCUCAGAAAGAGGAGAGAUAACAGCAGGGGAAAUAUUUCUUUUUCUUUUUUUUGGGGUGGGGGUGGUUUUCUAGAUUAACCAUUUAACUCAAGUGGGAAGGAAAGAGUAAAUUCAAAUAGAACAGUGUCUACCUUAAAUGUGAACUGAAUUUUCCCAUUAAAGUUUGAUAUUGUUGGACUAAGUUAAAAAGCAAACCCAGUUAUGUGGUAUUUUUCAGAAAUAUUUGAAAUGAAAAAAAAAGGAUGGACAGCAAUCCCGGCCCAAUACAGAUAGUCAGAAGAACUAGCCAUAUUAAGACCCUUCAUGUGGCCUUUGUAAAUAUGCGUUUGAGACAGAGAGUGGUAUGUAGAAGCUGAAAGUGCCUGGAAGAUUUCUGGUUUCUGUCCCUGCUUUUCCUGCCUGUUUGCACCUCUGCCUAAUUUGGAUGAUGUGAUGCUCAGAGAGAUAGCUUAAUCGAAGCCGUCUUUUGACGAGACACGUCUGGCCCAAUACUGUGUACCCCGAGCUCAAGAUGGCCAGUCAGCCACCGGAAGACGCCACAGAGUCUCAGGUCUCCGAUGAGCUUGAGUGUAAGAUCUGCUACAACCGCUACAACCUGAAGCAGAGGAAGCCCAAGGUGCUGGAGUGUUGUCACAGGGUGUGUGCCAAAUGCCUCUACAAGAUCAUAGACUUUGGGGACUCCCCGCAAGGCGUCAUCGUCUGCCCUUUCUGCAGGUUCGAGACGUGCCUGCCGGACGACGAAGUCAGCAGUCUGCCUGAUGACAACAACAUCCUGGUGAACUUGACUUGUGGCAGCAAAGGCAAGAAGUGCCUGCCCGAGAACCCCACCGAGCUGCUGCUGACCCCCAAGAGGCUGGCCUCGCUGGUCAGUCCUUCCCACGCCUCCUCCAACUGCCUGGUCAUAACGAUCAUGGAGGUGCAGAGAGAGAGCUCCCCGUCCCUGAGCUCCACGCCCGUGGUCGAGUUCUACAGGCCCUCCAGCUUCGACUCGGUGACGACCGUGUCGCACAACUGGACGGUGUGGAACUGCACGUCGCUGCUCUUUCAGACGUCCGUCAGGGUGUUGGUUUGGUUGCUGGGUUUGCUGUACUUCAGCUCCUUGCCUUUGGGGAUCUACUUACUGGUCUCUAAGAAGGUCACCCUCGGGGUCGUCUUCGUCAGCCUGGUCCCUUCCAGCCUCGUCAUCCUGAUGGUGUACGGCUUCUGCCAGUGCGUCUGUCACGAAUUCCUAGACUGCCUGGCACCUUCCUCUUGAUGGAGACACACACUAGGAAACUUGACACACCUUGCCACGUUUGAAGGGAGGUCAUUUAGCCCUCAUUUUCUUUCAUACUUUCUGUGUUGGUGCCCAUGGCAUUAACAAAGCCAUUGGGCAUGUUUGUGGUCCGUUUUCCAUCAACAUGUUGACUCAAUUGGUCUUCCUGUAUGCUGGAAGUAAAAAAUGUUCAUUUCUACUUACGUGUUAGCAAAAAAGAAAAAGGUAUCGGCUAAGCCUCCCUCAAGCUCUUCUCCUGAGCCUUCCCAGAGAAAGGGCAGAUUUCACUCCGCGCUGCUAGACAGACACCAGGGGCCGGCGUGUUGUGCUGCGGGAGGGGUCUUUGUGGACGGUGAGGCGUGAACCGAUUCCUCUUCUCGUGAUCGUGGAUAGCCUGGGAGGCAGGGUGGACGCAGGAGGAGAGCAGUCCCCAGACACAUCAGUUUGCACAGUGCUCACCUCCCACCCCGUUGUUGGCGCUUCCCUGGGUCCUGUUAAGCCCGGAUGCUGGUUCCCUCUGCGCAUGCUCCUUGCAAGAGGAAACUCGCCUCACACCCUUGUGUGAUUUCACUCACACACCUGUUUUGCUGCUUUACUAAAGAGAAUUACAGACAUUGAGGAAUUGGCAUCAGAGUAAACUUCAAGGCAGAAUGUGGCCACUUGUUUUUUGAGACACACCCUUUCCUCCACAUUUGUUUUCUGCUCUCUAGUCUUUUAUGAAAUUCUCAUGGAGCAGUUAUAGUUCAUGGAGAUCUCAUUUGAGCCUUUUCUUAAAGCAUUUUAGUUUCCUUUCGUUUCUUUCUUUUUUUUUUUAACCACAUUGUUCAAUCAGCCCCAUCCCUUAUCUUGAAUGAGGUUCCAUUUAAAUUAGUUGCUAUAACUUUAUGAAGAUUUUGGUUUUUCCCCCAUUGCAUUUUAAAUUCAACUACGGACUCACUUAACUUAAUCCUAUAACAUUUUGGGGUAAAUCGCGUCAGUGGAAACCCAGAAACAAUUUAGAUGUUCUAGCUUAUGGUUCGAUGUGCUGAGAACCUAAAUAUUUUGCUGUGUUCUACUGAGCUGUACCAAAAUAUAAUGGUUCCAAUUUACGUGCAGGACUGUGUUGCAGUAGGUCAGGCAGAAAGAUGGGCACCAAAACACGCAAAGCUGAUGCCCUAACUGAAGAGACCCUUCAAGGAAGUAAAGUGGAGGUGGCAGGGUGCAAUCUAACAUAUUGCUAUUCCUGUAAAGUCCAUUUUAGAAUGGAUUCAAGUUCCUACACAAUUUAUUUCAGAUAAAAGCAUAAGCUAUGUGACUUGAGUUAAUGAGCUUCUUUUCAUGAUGUGGGGGAAUUUGAACGUACAUAUUUAUGAGAAGAAACUGGUUAGCGGAUUUUAGGUUUGAGGGAUUUGAGUGUCCGCAGAAAGUAGGCAAAAAAAAAAAAAGCUUUUUAGUCUAAAACUCAUUACUGAUGAUAAACAUUAAAAUAUUUAUAACUCUUAGAAAGGGGCAUUGCUAAGACUAACUUGUUUGUGGUGAAACAUUUGUUGUGUGAAAUACAGUGGACCAGUUCCAAUCUCUUUAUUCAGGAAAAAUGGACACUUAUUUCUAGAAUAGUAUUUGAUUUUAAUUGUGUCACUAUUAACUUUGAGAACAUGUAUGCCCAGGGUAGGUAUGAUGAUAGGAAAUUAUUCCUGGAAUGUGGCCCAAUGAAUUUUAAGCCCAAAGGCAGCUAAAUACAUUCAUGAUUUCAUAAAAUCUAGUUUAGGUAGCAUCGUGAAUGCAAUUUCCAAAUAUCCAUUUGUACUUAGAGUACUGGCUGGGAGAUGUUUUGUGGUUUGGAUUUAUAUAUUUAUAAGGUUUUUAAAAAAAUGUUCAUUUUUGUCUGAAAUGUAACAUCAGAUAAAUUGGUGGGUUUAUCAUAUAAUGAGAUUUCUAGAAAGCUCUGGGUGUGGGUACUGAGUGUUUGGCUUAUUUGUAUAAUGUCUGCAGUGCUAAAUUUGUGUCUCUCUUUCUGUUGUGAUAGUCUUUUUUUUUUUUUUGGUUGCCAGUAAAUUAAUUUGGUGUUCAAGAGUUUUAAAUGUAUGACAACAAAAAACUUUUCAUGCUGUUGAAUGAAAAAAAGACAACGCUUCAAUGUCUUAUUUAUUGUGGUGAUGUUUGGUUUGUCCAUUAAAUUGUUCUUAUUUCCAA
Messenger RNA from Vicugna pacos (alpaca), 3754 nucleotides. The record is from RefSeq and is a predicted model, not a curated record. NCBI's taxonomy places the organism in Eukaryota, Metazoa, Chordata, Mammalia, Artiodactyla, Camelidae.